GUUUGCUCACAGACAAAAUUACGCUCUCCUCCGACUGAUACAGCUAAAAUUUAAUAUAAAAAUACGUUUUCUGGCUUAUCCUUGAUUGUUCAUUCCAGCAAGAGACUAUCUUCAAAUAAUUUCUCAGGUAUACAACCAGAGGUAAUGGAAAAUGGCAGAAUAUAAUGAUUCAGAUCUGAAAGGUUUGAUGGACGUGUUUCAAGUAAAGUCAGAAUUCAUUGAAGAUGAUGUGGAACCAGAAGAAGACAGAGAUAUUGUACAUAUCCAAGCAACAGCAGAUACCAAAGGAGAGGAUGACAACAAACACAUACCAAAUGAAGAACCUUCUCCUGAUGUGGACAAUGGAGGAUAUAUCAUGGUUACUGAAGAAAAAGAUGGACCUGAUGAUGAAACUGCAAUCAUAGAACAAGAUGGUAGCUUUAUGGGAGAAGAAAGUGAUGAUAUGCAAGCUGCAUUUGAUGCUGAACCAGAAGAUUUAAGUACUUUGGGUUCAAUGACAGAUCAGGAUCCAGAUGCCGGACCCAGCUCAUCAUUGCUUUACAAUGCUCUACGUCCUGGAGGAACUGUAACAAUGCAGCCUAUUGGUAUGGGAGGUAUUAAGAAAAAAUUUGAUUGUCGCUGGUGCAAAGCAUCAUUUACAAAGAAAACUAGUUUAAGAAGGCACAUGAACCUUCAUAGUGGGAGUCGCCCAUUUCAGUGUCCAUUCUGUGAAUACAAUGCAACAAGAAAGGAUCAGUUGAAAACUCAUAUUAAAACUCGUCAUACACGAGAUAGCUCUAAGCAGUUCACUUUCAAAUGUCCCCUAUGCAGUAACAUGUUUCAGAGUCAGAGGAGAAUGACCCUUCAUAUGCGAUCUCAUCAAUGGGAUAAUUUCCCUUGUGAUUUAUGCCAUAUAAAAUUCAAAUCUGCUCAUGAGCUUGUACAACAUCUGAAGCGUAGGCACCCAGAUUCGGGUUCAGACCCAGGAAACUACCCUUAUGUUUGUGAUGUGUGUCAUCGCUGGUGCCAUUCUAUAGAGGAGUAUGUUGAUCAUAUUCAGACACACCCACAAAGAUCCUUGGAGUCUCCUGAUUCUAUAGGUGAUCGUGCCUCACCCGGCGAUGCAAGUCAUUCUAAUGGCCAGUCAAGACUGGCAAGAAUGAGUAUCUUAGAGCAAGCACUUUCCAAAGGUAAUGCAUCACCGACAUCUUCAUCAAGGAAUCGUUUUCCCAGUGAAAGUAGUAAUAGUUCUCAGAGGCCUUGUCAAAGACCUGAAUCCAAACUAUCAGCUAAUAGUUCAACAUCCAGUAAUCAUGGGAAUCAAACUAUCUGCCAUCCAUCUAGCCAGGGUGCUCUUACAUCUGCAUCCAUGCUUUCAAGAUUACUCCAAGGGGGACAGGUACAAAGUACAGCUUCAAGUACCAGCAAUGGCCCUUACAUUAUGAAAGCUGUUUCUCUGAACGAAGGCAGAAAUGUCCUUCGCUACCCUCAAUAUCCAGUAAGAAAUCAGUCACCUCUGUCUAACUCUUCAUCUUCACGUAUGCCUCAUAAUGUAGUGUCGCCAACAAUCAGCAGAGAUUCUCGUGAAAGUUUAGAUGCUCAUUCCCCUCAGCUGUCCUCAAACAGCUCUAUAUCCCGCAGCCGUAACAAUAAGAUGAUGGACAGUUCAACUCAAGAUGAAGUGAUGCGAUGCGAGCAUUGUCAUACAAUCUUUGCCGAUAGUAUUAUGUAUGCCAUUCAUAUGGGAUGUCAUGACUGGCAGGAGCCCUUUAGGUGCAAUAUAUGUGCAUUCCACUGCGCUGAUCGCUAUGAAUUUAUGUCUCAUAUCACAAGAGGCCUGCAUCAGAAAAGAUGAAAUUCUCCUAUAGGUACAUGUAGGAGAUACCCUUUAGUGUUUGAUUUUUCAUAAUGAUUCACGGUAGAACAAAUGUGGAACUGUAUAUAAUAAAGUUGUUUCCAUUUGCAUUGAAAGAUUAUUGUGUAAUGUAAAAAAAAAAUCAUUAGUUAAUGAGAAAUAAUUUAUUAAUUACUUUGUUUCACUUGUACAUGUAAAAAUAUGCGUACCUCUAUGUAAUUUUUAUCAUGGGUAUUAUCGGCAACGAUUUUACAAAUGAGAUCGGUUUUUAGUGUGAAUGUAGGUCCAGACGCGGAGGAUACGAAUCCAAUUCUCAUAGAACAUUGGAUUCGUAUCCUCCCAGUCUUCAGACAUCUUUGAAUUAAUUUUUGAAAUUAUUUUUUUAAAUAUUUGUUGGCAUCAUCUGUGCCUGG
Lytechinus variegatus (green sea urchin) is the source of this 2247-nucleotide messenger RNA. Its product is annotated as DNA-binding protein Ikaros-like. The transcript has 3 exons. Gene Ontology annotation, molecular function: DNA-binding transcription factor activity; RNA polymerase II cis-regulatory region sequence-specific DNA binding. The record is from RefSeq and is a predicted model, not a curated record. Bases 152 to 1834 code for a protein of 560 amino acids. NCBI's taxonomy places the organism in Eukaryota, Metazoa, Echinodermata, Echinoidea, Temnopleuroida, Toxopneustidae. Gene Ontology annotation, biological process: regulation of transcription by RNA polymerase II.